Molecule: messenger RNA, 1580 nt
Organism: Vitis riparia (riverbank grape)
Lineage: Eukaryota; Viridiplantae; Streptophyta; Magnoliopsida; Vitales; Vitaceae
Exons: 5
Coding region: 69-1403 (444 amino acids)
Source: RefSeq, a predicted model, not a curated record
UGCGUAAUACACACACUAAGCUGAAAGAGAAGGUUAAGGAGGCAAUCUUGUGUGUGGAGAAGAGAGCAAUGGCCUCGACUUCUCUCUCCGUACCCGUUCCCACCAGACUCAGACCCUUCAACUCCUCUAACCCUAAUCCCAGAUUCCCAACUUCGUCAGCUUCUUUCAAGUUAUUCGCAUCUUCUCUCAAGCCAUCGACGUCGGUCGAACAUGGGUCCGCCGACCAGUUUCUUCAGAACAAUUCCAUUGCUGAUUUUAUGAGAUUCAAAAAAGGGAUACUUGGAGGGAGCAACGGCGAGUUGCAGACGGCUGUCGUCACUUACAGAAAGAAGUUCCCUUGGUCUCUUCUUCAACCCUUUCGUCAGGUUGAUUUGGUCUCUACGAUUCACAUUGCGGACAAAGAGUACUUUGCAACCCUCCAGAAGGAACUUGAACCCUACGACUGUGUCCUUUACGAGAUGGUGGCCAGUAGAGAGAGUUUAGAGAAUAGAAGAAACCCUGCUGCUACAAAAAGGCUCAAAAGUUCACGUUCACGAGGCUUUAACAUUCUUGGAUGCAUUCAACGACAGAUGGCUCGAGUUCUUAUGCUUGAUUUUCAAUUAGAUUGUCUUGAUUACCAAGCUGAGAAUUGGUACCAUGCUGAUCUUGACUAUGAGACUUUCAAGUUACUUCAGGUUGAGAAAGGUGAGAGUUUCUUCACAUUUGCUAGAGAUAUGACUCUUAAAUCAACAAAAGCCAUGGUGCUGCCUGCUUCAAUUCCAGAAAACCUCGGUUUUUGGAGAUCCAAGCUUCUGUGGGCCUCUCGUGUGUUACCUAUGCCACUUGUUGGCCUUCUCAUUAUUGGAAGUGUUUGUGCGGAUACUGGAACUCAGGCAUCAGAAUAUCCCGAGCUAGAAGCCUUGUCCAGACUUGAUUUUGGUGCAGCAAUGAAGGUCUUUCUGGCAAAGCGACUGACAUCCGAGUUCACACAGGUGACAGCGGAUGUAGAGGAGAAAUCUGUGAUCAUUGGGGAGAGGAACAGAGCUGCAGUGGAGGCACUAAGGAGAGCAAUGGAUGAAGGCCACAACAAAAUCGCUAUACUAUAUGGCGGGGGACACAUGCCAGACCUGGGUAGGCGAUUAAGAGAGGAGUUCGACCUCAUACCGUCCCAGGUGCAGUGGGUAACCGCUUGGUCCAUAAGGAAUCGAUAUUUAAAGAGCAGUUCCCUUCCAUUCCUCAAGGCCAUGGCUGAAGUCUCCGGUUGGCCACUGAACAGGUACCAGACUCUGGCCCUCGCCAUAUUUUCAUCGGUCCUGGCUUUGGAUCUCUGGUUCUGGGAGCUCUUUUUCGGCACGGCUGUGAACUGGGUCUCCCAUCUUGGCUCUCAAGUUGUUCAAUAUGUUGAAAAUUCAAGGCUGAUGUGAUCAUGGCCAUUGCCUUUGUUGGAUGUAACAAAAGAAAAUUGGAAGCAAAUUUGUAUAUGGCAUAUGGCUGUGUAAAUAUUGUGAGCCACUCUCAUUUAAUAACAUAUAGUAAAUUGAUUGGGCCAUUCAAUGCCCACAACAUUGGAUUAUAAAUUUUUAUUUUUUUUAUUUUUCAAA